CCUCCUCUUGGAGGGUUCCGUGAAUUUGAACCUUUGGGAGGCGUGGGCUUUGCACUAGGUGGCAGCUUUAGUUCGGAUCAGUCUCCGGUGAAACGAGGGAGUUUCCCACCCCCCCAUAAAAAAAGACCGCGCUCCAUUCAGCAUACUUUUUUACUCGCUCAACUUUCAUCCAGUUUGAUGUUAGUUUGUCAGCUGUGUAAAUCAGUUUCGGCGUCGACUCUCCAGCCACAGGUCGGUGAGCGGAUUUAUUACCGCAACGAUUGUGAAUGCAAGCUGAGAGGAUGACUUCUGUCUUGGACAAGUGGCUGUGGCACCAUGAAUACUGGCUCCCUCCAGGCAUCACAUGGAAAGAUAUGGAAGAUUCUGAACAUGCCCACUAUCCUCGACCUCGUGACCUUGUCAUUGCCUUGCCAUAUGCACUUGUGUUCAUUGUUCUUCGUACCCUCUAUGAAAGGUGGAUUGCUGUACCCCUGAGCAAGCAAAUGGGCGUGAAGGAGAAAAUAAGACGGAAAGUCCCUCCUAAGCCUGACCUGGAGAAGGUCUAUAGAACUCAGAGCACUUGUCCCAAAGAGAGCGAUCUUCUUGUUCUUGCCAAACAGUGUGGCAUUUCACUGCGGGAGGUAAAGAUAUGGUUUCGAAGCCGAAGAAAUCAGGACAGGCCCAGCAUCACCCAGAAAUUCUGUGAGGCCAGUUGGAGGUUUGCAUUUUACCUGCUUGCAUUUAUUGCUGGUCUUUGCGUGCUGCUUGACAAACCAUGGUUCUGGAAUCAACAGGAGUGCUGGAAAGGAUAUCCUCAGCAAGUGUUACUGUCUUCCCAGUACUGGUAUUACAUGGUAGAACUGGCUUUCUACUGGUCUCUGCUCUUAAGAGUCUCGUUGGAUGUAAAGAGGAAGGAUUUUAAGGAACAGAUCAUUCACCACAUUGCCACAAUUUUUCUUAUUGGCUUUUCUUACUGUGCAAACUACAUCCGGGUGGGAACCCUGGUAAUGCUGGUACAUGAUGCAUCUGAUUACAUAAUGGAGUGUGCAAAAAUGUUCAACUACGCAGGAUGGCGAAGGACCUGUGAUGUGCUGUUUGUGGUCUUUGCAUUGGUCUUUUUGAUAACACGACUUGUCAUCUUUCCAAACGUGGUAAUCUACACCACAUUCUACUAUUCCAUGGAGAUUUUUCAGCCCUUCUUUGGUUACUACUUUUUCAAUCUUCUCCUGAUGGUUCUGCAGGUUUUGCACAUAUUUUGGGCCUAUCUCAUCCUAAGAAUGGCAGUGAAGUUUGUGUUUGUUGGAAAGAUUGAAAAGGACGAAAGGAGUGAUGUUGAUGAAAGUGAUGAGACUGAAGAAGAUGGAAGGAUGGAACCAAAGUCAUCUACCAAUCACAAUGGUGUACUAAAAAAAAUAACAAAUGGGAUGAAAAGUAAAAUAAAUGAAAGGAACAGGCUACCCAAAGCCAGGUAGCUGGGGAUAUGCAAUUAAGGACAGGUUUAGUACUGCCUUAUUACUAAAAGAAAGUUAUCAAUACCAUCAACCAACUGCUCAAAUUCAUCUCUCAUUAAGGAAUCUACAAUGACUUUCACAGAAAUGGUGAUUAAACACCAAUGGAAAUGUGGUUCUUGGUGUUCUCAGUCAAAUCUCACACCUUUCAUUUCACAUGUCUUGAUGUGGAUGUGGAGUGGAUUGCUAAAUACAGAAUAGUCUUGUUUUGCCUGUCACCUUCAUGCACUUGAAGAAUUCGAGAUUAGAUUUGGGUAACUGUAUUUUGUAUUGAAACACAAUACUGACAAAAUAUAAAAUGGAUUUGGGAUUUCCUGUAGAGCUUCCCUAGCUUUUCUCUACUCCAAUGUUUUGUCAUCAGUUCCCUAGUUCUUUUGAACACAAGUUGGUGCCCACAGCCACUGGGUUGAUUCCUCCUUGAAGUGCAAAGUGACACAAGCCACAAACCUACCAGGUUGAAGCAAAGAACAUCUUGGGAGAGUUCAGUCAGCAAUCCAGAUCAUAGUGUAAUCUUUUUGUUAGUGCUGAACAAUUUGUAAUAUUUAAUCUUUUAUUUUUAUUUGGUGGCAGAACAGUCAUUUUUUGGGAAUGUGGUUAUGUUUGGUCUUCAGAUUACAAAUCCUGGGAAUAUUUUGGGCAGUUUCAAACUGGAUUUAGAGCUAAAUCCAGCAUCUGAUUUAAUGCAUCUUUUAGUCUGUGUUUUGAUAGUUUGCUGUGAAGCAACUUCUGUACUAGAUUAUCAAAGUACUAGAAUUUAUUUUCUCACUAGGAGAGUGAGAGUGAGAAUGUUUCUACUGCAACAUUUCCCUUUUCCAGUUCACACUGAUUGUGACAUUAUUUGUAGUCAUAUUUAGUUUUCCUAUAAACCUUAACCCAACACAGUUACUAUUGGAAUCCUGAUUUCUGUGGGUUUUAGUGUUUAAAACUGCAGAGAUGUUAGAUUCGCAAAAUUCAAUAGAGGCAGUGACAAUAACUUCCCUUGUAGGUGAAAAGAUGCAAUUACACAAGUCUUCCUGAUAAAUGGAAUGAACAACAGGAUUCGUGGGUUUACCUUUCAAGUUAAAUAUUUAGUCUAAUCUGAGAACUUUAGGUGAAAAAUAUAUCAAAUACAUGGCAUUUCCAGAUGUUCGUGUAUGUGAGUAUGCUCAGAGGAUUUGAUGGGCAUUAUGUAAAGAAUUCAAGCCAUAUUGACUUUAUGACCAAUUGUAUCAAAUUCUUGUACUGUCUGAAUUCUGAAUGGUAGAAAGCUACCUUUUACAGGAGGAGUUUCUGCAUUUGUAAACUAUAGGGUCCGGGACCACACAAGAUGCAACAAAAAGAACUCUGAAGUAAUCCAAAGGACUUUCUUGUGUUACAUUUAAGUUGCUAAUGCACCUUUUGAAUAUUAAGACUGAGUGACUUUGUUGUAUAAAUGACAGUCUUAAUUACAGCGCCUAAAUGUGCCUGCCUGUGAAUGCAUAUUCUUAAUUAAGUAUCCAAGCUGAUCACAUACUGAGUGUCUGAUUCUGCUCCAUUUAAUUUAUAGUUUAAUGAAGGUUUUGGUUUUGAAAUAAUGGAAGUUCUGAAUAAAUUAAUUAUGUGUAAGUUUUGUUUGUCUUUGUGGUUUUGACAUUGAAUUUGAAUCCAGAGGUCGCCAGUUGCUAA
Hypanus sabinus (Atlantic stingray) is the source of this 3131-nucleotide messenger RNA. RefSeq names its product ceramide synthase 4a (gene cers4a). Gene Ontology annotation, biological process: ceramide biosynthetic process. The transcript has 11 exons. Lineage: Eukaryota; Metazoa; Chordata; Chondrichthyes; Myliobatiformes; Dasyatidae. The record is from RefSeq and is a predicted model, not a curated record. Gene Ontology annotation, molecular function: DNA binding; sphingosine N-acyltransferase activity. Gene Ontology annotation, cellular component: membrane. The coding region runs from base 267 to 1451 and encodes 394 amino acids.